UGUUGCUCCAUGGCAGGGGCUAGGACUUACAGCUGGCUUGUUUAUGAUAUGGUAGAGAGGGUAAAAAUGGUCGAAGCGGAGUAGGCUAAUGGCCGUCAAAUAAUGAGUAGCCGCAAAAGGUAAGAAUGGCAUUUUCUAGCCGACCUCAAUUUGGUGAGCAAUGUGAUAGUCUACUGAAAACAAGUGAUCUUGCCUGCCUAUUAUGUCAAUGUUUUUAUUAUGAGACUGGACAUAAAUUAAACUAAAUGUAGCCUAUGUAUUUUGACGGCAAGUAUUUGAGCCAUGAAGAUAAUCUUCAACAAUAAUAACAGACAGUAAGCUAUAGUGCAGGCAAACUGUUUUCUCACAAUCGUAGUCUUAUUUUCGAUGAGUUGUGAUCUCGAGCGUUGUCGUGCAGUUGCUGUACAUAGAUUCAAAGCAGCCGCUCUAGUAAUUAGGAGUUCGGACGCAUCAAGGUGUGGUUUGGAUGAGUCUUUCUUGGCCCGGAUAUAUUUGCAUCUCCUACAGUUAAGAUUCCUAAUAUCAAAUAGAUUGACAUGCCACCUGGGUAGGCUACUAGAGUGCCAAAGCGACUAAAGUAUGACAAGAACCAAAUGUUACUGAAAAUUGAAUUGGACGAUGAUGCCGCGCGUGUCCAAAUUGCAUACACUGUACCGCCGUCUUUGAAGAGUGGCUCACACGUUGAGGCGUUAAAAUGGGAUAAAUGACAGCUAAAUUAAAUGCAUCUCAUCCUGUCAUGAAUGUGCGCCUAAAUGCGAAUUAUAGGCUAUGUUUGGACAUUUUAUAGCUGAAUUACGCACAGUCGCACUCACAAUUCGAAUUUGUCACUUACGAAAAAAGAUUGCUGUCAGAGUGCAGUAUAACUGCAGUAUGCUGCAAUCACUGCGUCCAAAAUACCACAGUUGACUGCAGUUACUGCAGUUUCAAAACGGCACUUUUUUUUGUAAGUAAUACCACUAAACAAACAAAGAUUACAGCCAGAAAUCUAAUCCGGAAAAGGUCUUGCACAGUAGGCCAUUCAUUCGAACUUUUAGACUUUCUCAAGCACAUGCAAAUAUGUGCCCGUGCCAUAUACAGUGCCUUCGGAAAGUAUCCAAAUCCCUUGAAAUUGUUACCAUACAGACUUAUUCUAAAAUUUAUUAAAUUGUUUUUUUUCCCUCAAUCUAUACACAAUACCCCAGAAUGACAAAGCAAAAACCGUUUUUUUGAAAAUGUUGCUAAUUUAAAAGAACUGAAAUUUACUUAAGUAUUCAGACCCUUUACUUAGUACUUUGUUGAAGUACCUUUGGCAGCAAUUACAGCAUCGAGUCUUCUUGGUUAUGACUACAUGCUUGGCGCACCUGUAUUUGUGGAGUUUCUCCCAUUCUUCUCUGCAGAUGCUCUGAAGCUCUGUCAGGUUGGAUGGGGAGCGUUGCUGCACAGCUAUUUUCCCACAGCAUGAUGCUGCCACCACCAUGCUUCACCGUAGGGAUGGUGCCAGGUUUCCUCCAGACGUGACGCUUGGCAUUCAGGCCAAAGAGUUGAAAUGUUAGUUUCAUCAGACCAGAGAAUCUUUGCCUUUUGGCAAACUCGAAGCGGGCCUUUUACUGAGGUGUGGCUUCCGUCUGGCAACUCAACCAUAAAGGCAUGAUUGGUGGAGUGCUGCAGACAUGGUUGUCCUUCUGGAAGGUUCUCCCAUCUCCACAUAUGAACUCUAGAGCUCUGUCAGAGUGACCAUCGGGUUCUUGGUCACCUCCCUGACCAAGGCCCUUCUCCCCGAUUGCUCAGUUUGGCCGGACGGCCAGCUCUACGUAGUCUUGGUGGUUCAAAGCUUCUUCCAUUUAAGAAUGAUGGAGGCCACUGUGUUCUUGGGGACCUUCAAUGCUGCAGACAUUUUUUGGUACCCUUCCCCAAAUCUGUGCCUUGACACAAUCCUGUCUCAGAGCUCUACAGACAAUUCCUUCGACUUCAUGGCUUGGUUUUUGCUCUGACAUGCACUGUCAACUGUGGGACCUUAAAUAGACAGGUGUGUGCCUUUCCAAAUCAUGUCCAAUCAAUUGAAUUUACCGCAGGUGGACUCCAAUCAAGUUGUAGAAACAUCUCAAGGAUGAUCAAUGGAAACAGUAUGCACCUGAGCUCAACUUCGAGUCUCAUAGCAAAGGGUCUGAAUACUUAUGUAAAUACGUUAUUUCUGUUUUUUAAGUUUAAUAAAUUAUUAAACAUUUCUAACAACCUGUUUUUGCUUUGUCAUUAUGGGGUAUUGUGUGUAGAUUGCUGAGGAUUUUUUUGUAUUUAAUCCAAGGCUGUAACGUAACAAAACACGAAAAAGUCAAGCGGUCUGAAUACUUUCCGAAGGCACUGUAUCUAUAUCCUACUCCCUUCCCCCUUCAUUAACAGACACCAAUAGUGGAAAUCUGCCCUUACUUUUAUGCAUACAGAUUACACUAGACCUUGGAAAAGUUAGUUUCGUUUUGAGGUGGUCUUAUCUUUCCUAUUUAUGAAGUGACAGCCAGAUAGUUUUUGCCACAAGCUAUGCAAAGGGUGUGUCUGAUGCUUUGCUACAAACAAGACUUGACACAACGUAGCCAGAGGACAAAUCAGGUUGCUCAUGUUUUUUCCCACCUAUUUAACAGGCAUAUUCAUUGCUGAGGAGGAGAUACACUGUGAGAUGGAAUAUAUUAGUGAGUGUCAUUCACCCUGGCAAGCUACUACUAGGGCAUUGCCUCAGCAUCUGAGCAGAGGAUGAACCGGAGGAAAGGCAGCAAGGGGGCAGGGGACUGUGACAGCCUCCAGAUGGAGAGCAAGGCCCCUGAGCAGACACCUAACAUGGGGCAGAAGAAUGGAGAGAUCAUGGACUCUGAAGAGGUGGAGAAUGGCAAGUCUGAACCCAUAGUCCCUGUGGCCAUGGAUGGGGCCGUCACUGCACCUGAUGGGGGUUGGGGCUGGGUGGUGUUGGUGGCCACCAUCCUGGUGCUAGCCCUGACUCUGGGCUUCCCCUCCUGCAUGGGAAUUUUCUACACGGACCUACAGAUGGAGUUCCAGGCCAGCAACCAAGAGACUUCCUGGGUGCCUUCAAUAAUGACAUCAGUGCUUCAUGCUGGAGGUAUGGUAGUAGUCACAUCCUAGUUUCCAUAGAUUCACCUUCUGAUUUUAAGUAGGGUUUUUUCAGGGUUCUUUUUGCAGUGACACAUUCAUAUAUGCUUGUGGGGAAAUGUGCUCAAAGAGAGUUCAUUGAUCACUGACAGUCUAGUACAGUACAAGACUUCCUUACUUUUUAAAACACUUAAAGCAUAUCUUCUAACCCACUCAGCCUGUCAUGAUCAUUCACUGUGCAAACAUUUGAUUUACAGUGCAGAGGUUUGCUGUCUCAUAGUGACUGGUCAGAUCAGACAGACACAAAACCCAUGGAAAGGGCAUACAUUAUGAGUGUCAACAUAUCUCCUGUUUGUUUAUUUGAUAAGGGAGAUUUCAAGGAUGGUCACUCUCCCUUACACACACUAACGCUGUGUAGCACCACAUGAGCUGCCUUCCUUUAGUCAGCCACUCACAAGGGGUCUGUUUCUAUUUGGGUUUCAAGCCCUAAACAUCUGGAAAAGUUGUGUAUGUGUGUCCACUGCCUCAAAGCAACGACAACACAAAAUCACCAGAACUGAAUUAAGAUGAGUCAAAAGCUAAACUGAGCAAUCAGUAAGCUGGUACAUUACUUAUUUCAUUGACCUUGCAGUAUCAGGUUGUACUUGCCAGCUACCUUACAGUUUUUACUACUUGUUGCACUUAAGUUCCCUUUGGUGCACCACUUGGCUCCACUAAGUAUGACAAUUGAGUGCUUUUUCCACCACUUUAAUUAAGUACAUUUAAAACCUUUUACUCAAGUAUUAUUUUACUGGGUCACUUUUACUUGAGUCAUUUUCUAUUAAGGUAUCUUUGCUUUUACGCAAGUAUGACAAUGUUGUACUUUUUCCACCACUGGUGUAGUGGAGGGUAUACGCAGGUAUACGCCAUAUACCCACUUUUUCUGUGGGCAUUGCGUAUACUCACUUCUUAAUCCCCAUGAUGCGUAUCAAAGUAGUGUAGUGAGGUAUAUGCCGUAUCAAUAAAAAAUGUUUAGAAUGUUUAGCAUUUUAAACGCAACAAUGUGCACAUGGCAGUAGGCAGUAGGCAGUAGGCCGAUGUGCAAAUGUUCCAAAAUGCAAUUUGCGGGAAAACAUAGUUCUAAAAUAAUCACCGCUCAUGCAAGCGGUUUCAUGGAAAGAGAUGGAAAUAUCUGUUAGACAUUUUUAAAGAGGUGAGAUCAAAAGAUGCAACAACUAUAAUGCUAGUAUGACUAGGAUAAUGCCUUUGGCUGAUGGACAAUGAAUGAAAGUUGAGUUGAAAACCAAUAGAACAGGAGAGCGCAUAUGAGGAAGUCUUUAUAAAAUAAUUGCCUCCACGUUUCUAUGGUGGGAUUUUGGCUAUAGGAUACUUUGAUGCUAGCUAACGCAUGCCUAAUAAUAAGUCAAAUGUACAGGUUUCAAACAAUUUAAGGAACAGGAAAAAUAUAGCGGUGCUAAUAAUAGGCCUAACCGUCUUCUGGUAGAUGGAAAGGCUUUCCCAUAAAUGUUCUCAAUUAAAUGUUAACUAGCUACAAAGUAGCCUACACUCUUAGUAAAAAAGGUUAUAUUGCUUGCUUCAUAUAUGGCACCCCUAAAAUUUCAAUAUAGAACCCUUUUGUAGGGUUCUUUGAUCAUAACCACAGGGGUUCUUCUUCACUGAACCACAAUUUCUGUUCUACUGUAUAUAGAACCUUAAGGAGUGCCAUAUAUGAAGCAAGCAUAGAACCCUUUUUGGUUCUAUCCAGAAGCUUUUCUUCUAAGAGUGUAUGCCUACCUGGCAGAAUGAUAUCAUGAUUAUUUGCAUCAAUACAGUGGCCAUUUGUUUUCCAAACUCCAUCUCAUGUGUGCUACAGAAACCCACUAACCAAACAACAGUGCUAGGUGCCGACACAGUUGAAUUAAAGGGUAACUACACUCAAAUUUAUAAUUUAUUAGAUUUUCCCCAGACUUCAAAAGUGGUCUCCUGAUGUGGUUUAAGCAUUGUUGUGGACUUAGAACUUCCAAUUUUAAAAAGUGUGACUUUGAGAGUGAAAACCUGAAGAAGAAACAUGUCUGACUCAGUCUCAUUUAUCUGUUUCAAUAGUAGGCCUACUAUUAGCCUACUGCACAGUACAGCUUGGGUUGGCCUGACUGUAGAAGACCAAUAUGGGAUUUAUCAUUUUAGGUCAUUCAGAGUGUAUGUCACUGUUUGUCAUAGAACUUUUCACACAGGGCGCCAUUCCUUCGCCGGGUGGGCCGUUUGGGAAAUUGUGGGCAAAAUUAGAGUAUACCCACUUCUCCAUGCACCACUACACCACUGCUUACUGGGCAUCUUACUGAGAACUCCAUAUUGGUGCCAAUGCUCCAAUGCAAUGAAAACUGAAUAUAGACAAGGAGCCAAUGAGAGACAUGGUUGUUUUUAAUGUUGAGUCUGGUGCACCCACUGCAAUGAUUGCUUCUGCAGAUUUCCUUCUAGUAAGCCAAACAAUAACAAUAGGAGAGGCUAAAAUAAAAAGUGUGUGUGGGGCGGGUUCUCGCAGAGCAUUGAACCUUCUGUUUUCGCUCAACAGCAGUUAUAUGAUCCUGGCCAUGAAACACAACCCAAACGUUGUUCAGUUUACAACAAGUCAUUGUAUCUCUUUAGGGUUGUGCUUGGGGUCCCAUCUGGUGCAAAAGGCCCUGGACAAACCACCACUUUGUUUAAUAUAAAUAUAGCCAUAGAGGGCAGUUAUGCAAAGAUUGUUGGAUUAGGGAAAUUCCCUUGUACCUAAGGCUCUAAAUUUUACUGUACUUUCUAUGAGGUCUUUGUGUGUUUAACCAAUAGCAUGUCUCCUCCUUUAGGUCCAUUCUGCAGUGUAUUGGUGGAGAGGUUUGGUUGCCGGACGACGGUGAUGCUGGGCGGGGUCUUGAGUGGGCUUGGAAUGGCGGCCAGCUCGUUUACCCACACCAUCACUGAGCUCUACGUCACAGCUGGGGUUAUCACAGGUCACUACCCUCCCACAUACACACACAUGGAGUCACUCCACAUAGCAGUUAACAUCUAACCACAGAUCUAGAAUCAGAUAACCCUACAUCCCAAUCCUUACCAUUAUUAAGGAAGGUGAAAAAAAUGUGGCCCUGUAUUAGUGGUUAGGGGCAACCUCUACCAACUCCCAUGCAUUCAGCCAUGUGCCUUAUUCAUUGUCUUCUCGUUUGACAGGACUUGGAUUCUGCUUCAGCUUCCAGCCCGCAGUGACCAUUCUCGGGCACUAUUUUGUGCGGCGGCGGGCUUUCGCCAACGCAGUGUCGUCCUCGGGCACUGCCCUGGGCUUGUGCACCCUGCCUCUCCUGGGCAACUACCUCCACACUGAGCUGGGCUGGCGGGGGAGCUUUCUGGUGCUGGGGGCCGUCCUGCUCAACUGCUGCGUGUGCGGAGCUGUGAUGAGGCCCCUAUGGGGCCGCAGACACCGUGGCCAGCCCCUGAUGAACCACAGGCCUCUUCAGCCGGAGGAGGAGAAGCCAACGGGGAGGAUGAGGGCCUUGUGGGCCGGUCUGACGUCCGCCCUGCACCAUCACAUGGCAUUUGACCUCUUACGUAACAACCUGCGGUACCGUGUGUACGCUGUGGGCAUCACCUGGAUGAUGCUUGGCUUCGUGGUGCCGCUGAUCUACCUGGUGCCCUACGCCACGGCCCACGACAUGGAGCAGAGCCGGGCCGCCCUCCUCCUCUCCAUCCUGGGUAUCGUCAACAUCGUGGUGCGGCCGCCCAUUGGCCUGCUCUUCAGCCUACCCUGGUUCAAGGGGCGCCACAUCUACGUGUUCUCUGCUGCUCUGCUGAUGAAUGGGCUGAGUAAUAGUAUCUGCUGUAUCGAUGCCAGCUUCUCCGUGCUGUUGGUGUAUGUGGUGACCUACGGCCUGUCCAUGAGCGUGGUGGGUUCGCUGAUGUUCACCGUCCUCAUGGAUACGUUGGACAUGAGUCGCUUCCCAGCUGCCCUGGGCCUGCUCGCCAUCAUGGAGAGUGUCACGCUGCUGAUCGGGCCCCCGCUCGCAGGUACCGAACUCCCUGCGGGGGAGGAUGUGUGUGUGUGUGUGUGCUGUAGCGUAACUUGAAGGAGUGCUAGGCAUAUCACAAGCUGUGGUCAGAGGCAAGCAGCAUAUCCUGUUGCUUGGAUCGCACUGACAUCUAACCAAUCGUGUGUCCAAGGGAAACCAGGCUGUGUGUGUGUGUGUACAUGAAUAUGUGCGUCCCUCGGUGCUCGUGCCUGUUUGUGCAUGUUGCAGGGUGGUCUUAGAAUAAAUAGCAGACAGACUUGAAUAAGAAUGGAAUGUUCAGCUCCCUCUUUCCUGGGGGGAGGGGCCAUUCCAGCGCAAAUGUCAGGUAUGCAACCUACUUCUGUCUGACUGCUUAUGUGGUUGGCUGAGUUUCACUGUGCAAUGGUAGAAUCAAAGACGGCACAGUAUGAAGAUAGGCAGAAACUGCUUCUCCAAUAGAAAUCCCGAUGUCAUGGCGACGUUGGCUAGCUAAGCUCAUGCGCAGAAACACGUCAUCUGGUCUAACGGUCGUCUCGCGCCGUCAAAAUCAAAGGCACACCUUCGAUAUAAAGUUGUUUAUGACGAAAAUGGAAACGUGUCAGUUUGUCACUUUCACCAGGUUGGAGUAAUAACAUGUUCAACUGCUUAAGACAUUGGCUGUAAUCUAGGUUGUGCUUUAGAUUUCGAGAAAAUAAACAACUAAGGAAGAAUGUUUCACUUCUCUCAUUGACUUCUCAAACCCCAAACCCUGGCCUGGUCUGCUUGGUCUGCUUCGCAAGCGUUUCUGGAAGUCUUGCGAUGUUGUGCCUCUGGGUUUAGGAACCUCUGUGGUAAUGCUCUGUUAUUGGUGUAGUUAUCCUCUUAUGUCAUCAUGAUCAGCCUUUCAUGCGCUGCUGGGGCUUUACUAAUGCUGAUUGGCUCCUGUUAUUGUUGUUGUUGACCACGUUUGUUGUUACAGGAAUCAUGGUGGACAGAACUGGGGAGUAUUUUUACGUCUUCUUCGCCUGCAGUGCUACUGUUGCCUCAUCAGCUGUAUUCCUCAUGGUGUCUUUCUACUGGCUGGAUAGAAGGGUGCUAAAGGGGCAGCAGGUGCCACCUCAGGUUUCCCCACCAAAGCCUGCCAGUGUUAACAACGUGGUCUCCCAGUGCCAAUACAGCAGUGUGCCCACAAAGGGGGACAAAGACAAGGCCUCAGACUCUGAGACGGGGGAUGCCGCCCGCCUGUGAACAGCGUCACUGUCCAAAUACAUACACCAAACUCACAGAUGUAUACUUCCCACGAUUCUGUGAUUGUAUAUCAUGUGCUGCUGAUCUUAAAGUACAAGUGUAUGAUACUGUUAUUGGUGAUCAAAUGCAGUACUUUUUCACACAUGCCAUAAUCCAUAAACUUGUGCCUUUUCCUCACACCCUGUUACACAUUCAUCAAUGUCAUGUUCAAGAAGACAUGCCACCUUAGGAAUCCCUCUCCACCCUUCAACAAGCAAGACUGUGCAAAAAAUAGAUGUGCCUUGUACAUGGAAUCAAUCAAAAUAAACAUUUAGUAUCUGUAGGCCUAUUCAAUUUCCUAUACAUACUACACCAGAAGAAACCUCAACUGAAUGAUGAGUACUGUAAGCCUACCAGUUUAUUAAGACUGAUAUCAUUGAUUGAGCAUAUCAACGUCAAGUUCUUAAUCUCAAGAAAUCUUUGAUUUUUUGGGCCUAAACACAUUUGUUUAUGAUUCUGUUCAUGUCUUGUUGAUAUGUUCAACGAUCAGUAGCUUACUGGUAUGACUGAGAAUGUAUUGUGUAAAAAUGCAGGAGUCACUAGGACAUGGGUGCUUUUCAUUGUCAAAGACUGAAGCAAGUACUGUAGGUGUUGGAGAUUUAUGUUACUUCUCAACCUACUCGUAUUUCAGGUAUCAUCAAGAAGAGAUUACUCUAAGGAACAUAGUCACAUAUGUGGCAGCAUACUUUUUAGGCUAUGGCCAGGGGCGGACUGGGACCAAAAAUCAGCCCUGGCAUUUCUAACACACCAGACCAUUUUUUCCCCCUUGAGGCCCCCCAAUUUCUACUCCAGGUCCCCACACAGGCCCAUUUUUUUCUUUGAGGCCCCAAGGGGCCAAAUAAUUAUAAUUUUGCAACAUCAAAAAGUUAGGCAAAAAAUUGACCAACCCAUCUGCUAUUUGCCCGAAAUGCCAGAUGCCCAGUCUGCCGCUGGCUAUGGCUCCCUUGUCAUGGAACAAUUCAUAGGUAUUUUCAUAGAAAUGACUAUUGUUUCUUGCACUGGUACC
Molecule: messenger RNA, 9333 nt
Organism: Coregonus sp. 'balchen'
Lineage: Eukaryota; Metazoa; Chordata; Actinopteri; Salmoniformes; Salmonidae
Source: the annotation of a GenBank genome assembly